CCAAGAUAUCCCCGUUUCUUCAGCGCAUGCUGUAAUAACCUAGCUUCAGGUGGCGUUCUUGUGUGCAUUCAUCUGGAGACCCUCACAGGGCACCCUUCUCCCCAUCCCCACCUUUGCCAACAUGGUUGCGCCUUACCCAGACAACCUGAUCAUCUACCCGCCUAUCGAAAAGCCAACCUUGAAGGAUAUUAUCAUUGAGAGUGGCUGUAAGGUCCUCGCGGAGCUCACAGAAGCUAAUUCCACGACCGACAUACCACCAGUUCAGGAGAAACGUUCCCCGAAAGGUUUUGAUAGACGGCGGUCGAUAAUGACAACCGGAUCUCCCGGGAGGGACUCUUUUCAAAACAACUUUUGGCUGAGAAAGACGAAGGCAGUGAUGAAGGAGAUGAACACGGUGACACAGUGUAUUCCAUCGGCCGCGAGGGGAUCAUUACGCUUUCUGGACCUUGGGUGUUGUCCCGGCGGCUUUACUGCUUACAUCCUCGAGAAGAACAAGAUCGCCAGAGGACUUGGAAUUUCUUUGCCUACAGAAGACGGUGGACACGCUUACUGCCUCGAUAAUCGUCUACGUCGGCAGACAUUCGUUCCACACGAUUUGACGAAAUUCCAGCUCUCGUCAUCAGGUCCGAUUGCGGGCACAAACUUCAAAGCUGUCCCUCGGGAUAUUGAAAAGCGUCAAUUCGACCUCGCCAUCCUCGGUGCUAGUCCAUUAUCCAGCUGGCGCGGGAACCGAGACAGCGACCUUCUCCUUGUGUCACAGCUUGUCCUCGGCUUGCAGGGCGUCAAAACGGGCGGGACAAUCAUCGUGCUGCUACAUAAUCCCGAGUCAUCCCAGACAGCGAGAGUGCUAUAUCUUCUUGAUAAGAUCUCGAAGAAACUCACUGUGCACAAACCGACGUCUGUGCACAGCGAUCGCAGUUCAUUCUAUGCCAUAGCGCAAGGGGUAGGGCUCGGCAAAGGAGAGGAGGUUACGAGGAACGCGUACCUUGAUGGGAUGAGAAGAUUGUGGUCUGAGAUGACUCGGGAAGGGAGAAAGAUGGUGGAGGAGGAUUUGGAUUUUAUCGUUACUAUGGACGAGGUUUCAAGGUCCUGUAUCGCAUGGUUGGUGGAACUCUGUGGGAAGAUAUGGGAGAUACAGCUGAAAGCGCUGGAAGUCGGUCUGGAAAGGGAUCUAUCCUUCUGAUAUUUUUGAUUCGUUUGUGAUAUUUAAAUGUUG
This is a messenger RNA of Desarmillaria tabescens, 1216 nucleotides long. RefSeq lists its product as uncharacterized. Gene Ontology annotation, molecular function: methyltransferase activity. Gene Ontology annotation, biological process: methylation. The transcript is spliced from 3 exons. NCBI's taxonomy places the organism in Eukaryota, Fungi, Basidiomycota, Agaricomycetes, Agaricales, Physalacriaceae. The coding region runs from base 122 to 1183 and encodes 353 amino acids. The record is from RefSeq and is a predicted model, not a curated record.